This is a messenger RNA of Setaria italica (foxtail millet), 835 nucleotides long. RefSeq names its product 40S ribosomal protein S20. The coding region runs from base 114 to 503 and encodes 129 amino acids. Lineage: Eukaryota; Viridiplantae; Streptophyta; Magnoliopsida; Poales; Poaceae. Gene Ontology annotation, molecular function: structural constituent of ribosome. The record is from RefSeq and is a predicted model, not a curated record. Gene Ontology annotation, biological process: translation. Gene Ontology annotation, cellular component: cytosolic small ribosomal subunit; ribosome. The transcript is spliced from 3 exons.
UCCUCAAAACCUAGCACUCCCCGCCGCCACCUCCCCUCCGGCUUCCUCGAGGCGAAACCCUAGCGCCCGACCUCCUCUACUCGCUCCACCCCACUCCUCUCCUCCCGCGAGCGAUGGCGGCGGCCGACGUGGCGUACGCGCCGCCAAUGAAGUCCGGCAAGGCGGGGUACGAGGCGGGCCUGCUGGAGGCGCAGCACAGGAUCCGCAUCACCCUCUCCUCCAGGAGCGUCAAGAACCUCGAGAAAGUUGUCGGCGAUCUGGUGAAGGGUGCCAAGGGCAAGGAGCUGAAGUUGAAGGGCCCCGUCCGCAUGCCCACCAAGGUGCUCCACAUCACCACCAGGAAGUCUCCCUGCGGCGAAGGCACCAACACCUGGGAUCGCUUUGAGAUGAGGAUUCACAAGAGGGUGAUUGAUCUCGUCAGCACACCAGAUGUGGUCAAGCAGAUCACCUCCAUCACCAUCGAGCCAGGCGUGGAGGUUGAGGUGACGAUCAGCGAAGCGUAAUGUGGUAUCCAGCAUCUUAUCGUUUCAGAGGAUUUGAAAUGCAACUGAACAGGAUGUUGAGUUUCUACUUUCUAGCAUGAGAACUCGGUGUAACAGAGGAAUUCUAUCCUAAUCAAUAGGUUCACAUCAGAUUUGCUGAGUCCAUCGAGGUUUUGCGGCAUGCUAGUCUGUUUCAGUGGAUGUUAUGCAUGAAUGGGAUGGUUAAUGGAUGCUCCUAAUGGGUUUUGAUAUCAUUAAUCUGUUCUUGUCGAUAUUUCCCUGCCUCUCCUGUCCAGUCUGUUUUAACAUAUGAAUCGAAUUGAGUCCUUUUCCAAUCUGUUUUAACAGAUGAA